Molecule: messenger RNA, 372 nt
Organism: Geodia barretti
Lineage: Eukaryota; Metazoa; Porifera; Demospongiae; Tetractinellida; Geodiidae
Source: the annotation of a GenBank genome assembly
AUGGCAGAACUAGCCUUGGCCUAUCGGGUAAGAAGCUAUAGCACCGGCACCCCGGGUCGCGCCAUCUGCAACGCGCGCAGUCACCACUUUGUGGCCGACGGUUCCGGCGGCGAGGAGGUGGGCGCCGGCGAACUCUUCCUUUCCGGCAUAACCGCAUGCGCCGUAAACAUGGUGGAACGCAUUGCCGGUUCCGAGGAAAUUCCAGUUAACUGGAUGGAUGUUAGCGUGGAAGCCUACCGCGACCCCGACCGGGCCCCAAUAGCGGACGAGGGCACCGUUUCCGUUUACGACGACAUCAAAGUCCACUUCCAGAUUUGGGGGGUUGACGAUGAUCAGGGCCAAUACCUGGUGGACCAGUGGAAGCGGCGUUGA